AAAAUAAAAAAAAUCAAAAAUUAAAAAAAAAUAUUUUUAUAAAAAAACACAAAAAGUGCUAAAUAAAAACUGUGAUAUUGAACGAUUUUUUAUUAGUUAAUAAUUGAAUUGCCAGCAAAUUUCAAGAUGGAAACUUUGCGAAACGCAUACAACUUUUGGGAUGAUUUGAUGAACAACAAAUCAGAUCCCCGAACACGAGAUUGGCCAAUGAUGAGUUCACCGCUUCCCACAAUCGCCAUUUGUUUAUCAUACGCUUAUUUUGUUAAGGUUUUAGGUCCCAGAUUGAUGGAAAAUAGAAAGCCAUUCCAGUUACGUGGCGUUUUAAUUGUUUACAAUGCCUUCCAAGUUGUGUUCAGCGCGUGGUUAUUCUAUGAAGCUUGUAUCGCUGGAUGGCUUACGGGAUAUAGCUGGAGAUGCCAACCUGUAGAUUUCUCAAAUAAUCCAACAGCAUUGAGAACUGCAUCCGGUUGUUGGUGGUAUUAUUUCAGUAAAUUCACUGAAUUCUUCGAUACCUUGUUCUUCGUUAUGCGCAAACGUUAUGAUCAAGUUUCGACAUUGCACGUGAUCCAUCACGGAAUUAUGCCUUUCUCGGUUUGGUGGGGUGUCAAAUUCGCUCCCGGAGGUCACAGUUCAUUCUUUGGAUUCUUAAAUACCUUUGUCCAUAUCGUCAUGUAUGCUUAUUAUAUGUUAGCUGCGAUGGGACCUAAAGUACAAAAGUACCUUUGGUGGAAAAAAUAUUUGACAAUCUUACAAAUGGUUCAAUUCAUCGCUGUAUUGAUCCAUACCUUCCAACUUUGCUUCUGGAACGAUUGUAACUACCCAAUGGCUUUCGUUUAUUUCAUCGGAGGACAUGCCUUGCUUUUCUUGGUCUUGUUUGCCAACUUUUACAACAAAGCUUACACUCCAAAACCCAAAAAGGACAAAGACGGUCAAACAGUUCAAAAUGGCACAAAAGCUGCAGUUGCCAAUGGAAAAGCUGCCAAUGGACACACUUACACAAAUGGCAAAAGCUCCUUCUACAAAUCCAUUCAUCCGCUGGAAACCAGUUACUCUUCCACUCGGCAACGAGUCUUCGUUGAAACGAGUAAUAAAUAAGUUCAUUUCACUCAAAAACUUAUCCUGUAAAUACACAAAUAAGAAAAAAAACGCGAGCUUAGAAAUUAAAAAAAAAUCAAUUAAGUUUAGUUUAGUUUUAAAAAUUUAUUUUUAAUUUUUUUAAAUAUUUUUUUUUUUUGAACAAGACACUCAUGAAAUUUUCUUUAAAAUAAUUUUCUUUUGUCAAAUUCAUCAAAAUGGUUGUGAAUAAUAAUUGCUCAAAUUCAAAUCAAAAAAUUCCAAUAACUCGAGUGUUGAUGAAAAAUUUAAAUUUUAACUCAAGACUCAUGUUGUAAUUAAAAAUAAAUUAAAAUAACGAAAAAGAAUAUUUUUUUUUUAAAUUAAGGAAUGGUUUUACUUUCUCUUUAAAUUUAGCAGAAGACUCAUCAUU
Molecule: messenger RNA, 1486 nt
Organism: Culicoides brevitarsis
Lineage: Eukaryota; Metazoa; Arthropoda; Insecta; Diptera; Ceratopogonidae
Gene: Elovl7
Product: very long chain fatty acid elongase 7
Exons: 6
Coding region: 127-1095 (322 amino acids)
Biological process (GO): fatty acid elongation, monounsaturated fatty acid; sphingolipid biosynthetic process; fatty acid elongation, polyunsaturated fatty acid
Cellular component (GO): endoplasmic reticulum membrane
Molecular function (GO): fatty acid elongase activity
Source: RefSeq, a predicted model, not a curated record